Messenger RNA from Aphanomyces astaci, 1984 nucleotides. RefSeq lists its product as hypothetical. The transcript has 9 exons. The coding region runs from base 41 to 1912 and encodes 623 amino acids. Lineage: Eukaryota; Oomycota; Saprolegniomycetes; Saprolegniales; Verrucalvaceae. Gene Ontology annotation, molecular function: phosphatidylinositol binding. The record is from RefSeq and is a predicted model, not a curated record.
CAAGGUGCAAUUCUGUGGGUUUUCGAGUAACGGCAAAAACAUGGCCGCACUGGUGCUGCGGCGCGGAGAACUGCUGCGCAAGCACCCCGCCGGUGAUGGCUCUCCAUGGCAGCGAUGCUGGAUGAAGAUGUACUCGGACCGCGCCGUUGACCACAACAACUCGAAAGUGUUCGAUGUGCCGUCGAUUCAAGCGGUUGCCAAGACCUCGACCAGCGACACCAACGUCGAGUUCGCCGUUACGACGACCGGUGGCACCCGCUUGGUCUUCCAAGCACCAUCCGUCCAGGAAUGCGAUGCCUGGGUGCGAUGUAUCACAGACGCGAAGCGCAUUUGCCUCGCUUCCAACGGCCGCAUGCUGUUCCAACAAGCGCACAACGUUGCGUCUUCGUCGUCGUCCACUGCGCGUACGAGCAGUCCGUUUGUUCGGUUCGACGACAGCGCAUCGUCCUACGGCAGCGACGAUGACGAAGAUGAUGACGACGACGACAGUGACGAACGUACGAUCGUCUCGGCGGCCAAUUCCCCCGUCAAGUCGCCUCUUCGCGAACCGAUGAGUCGUUCGAACGCAGGAACCUUUACCAUUCUCCACGGCUACAUCAACCUGCCCAACGGAAGCAGGAUGAUCAUGGCGCUACCGUACGACGCCGCCGCGCUCAAUGCAAUGCCCGUGUCCGCGUGCAAGCGGGACAUCCUUCAUAAACUCAAGCGCAAAAUCGACACUGACUAUCCUGAUCUCCCAAGCCGCAGCGGCAUGGUGGCGAUGCUGCCGACAGAAGACAGCGGCCACUUUGUGCUAGCGAUACCCGACGCCGUUCGAGACAUUUGGCUACGUAAUGAACAUAAAAAGAUGCGGCACUACCUAGACCAGCGCUUGGACACGGCGACGUCGUCGGUCGUGUGCGUCGAAGUCCGGCUCAUUCAGAGCAUGCCGCCGCCGCCACUCGUCGUGUCGAUUGUGUCCACGCUCACCAAAGUUAGCGACUUGUCCCAAAAGGAAUACACUGUAUACAAAAUCCAAGUCGAAUGCAACGGACUCACGUGGACUGUGGACCGCCGAUACAAGCAGUUUUACGCCCUCCAUGACGAUGUCCUCCGAGAGGCGGAGAGCCCGUUCAAGAUGUACCUGCCGCCGCUGCCGCCCCGCCGCGCCCUCACGCCCAAAAAGGGCGCGUUCGUGGCCAAGCGUCAGCAGCGCCUGGAAGCAUAUCUGCAGGACAUGGUCGCUCUGCCCCAGUUGGCCCAAGACGUCCGGGUCAUGGUUUUCCUUGGAAUGGUGUCGACAUCUAGAAAUGCCGAGAUGCAUCCGAGUGACAGUAGGAGUGUGCUGCAUGUGUCAGCUGUGCACACCGCGUUGGAGUAUGGCGACGUUCUGCUCUUCAAAACACGCUUUGGGACGUCCAAAGUGCAGAGAAAGUUGACAGGCGCAAGGUAUGACCACGCAGCCAUCGUCGUGCCGGGGUCGGUGCCGGGGCUACUGUCCAUGCUAGAGUCCACGGGCGAAGGCAUUCAAGUGUAUCCCCUCAAAACGAGACUGCUGGCGUAUGGUCGUGAAGUGACGAAUGCGAUCGUGGCGCGGCGGGUGCUGGCGCGCCGGACGCCCGAGACGUUGACCAAGCUGCAGCAGUUUGUGUUGGACGUGAACGGCAACAAGUACAGCAUUGUGGGGAUUCUGAACCGGUCGAAAGUGGACGACAAGGAGAAGACGAGCCACUACUUCUGCUCGGAACUAGUGGCUGCCGCGCUGCAGCACCUCGGGUGGGUACACACGAACGUGCCGCCGAGCUACUUCUGGCCCGGGAGUUUUGCUCAAGGCGGCGAAGUCGAGACGGAUCGGCACUUGACGCCGUCGGUGGCACUUGGCCCAGAGCUCGCCAUUGACUGCAAGAUCAUGGAGGUUGGACGCGCCCAGUAGGAGGCAGUGCAUAUACUGUCCAAAGAGUUAAUAGAAUCAAGACAUCCUGUCGCAUAUUGCUUGAAUAACAAC